Colletotrichum destructivum is the source of this 1107-nucleotide messenger RNA. Its product is annotated as Putative GNAT domain, acyl-CoA N-acyltransferase. NCBI's taxonomy places the organism in Eukaryota, Fungi, Ascomycota, Sordariomycetes, Glomerellales, Glomerellaceae. The record is from RefSeq and is a predicted model, not a curated record. Gene Ontology annotation, molecular function: acyltransferase activity, transferring groups other than amino-acyl groups. The coding region runs from base 407 to 1027 and encodes 206 amino acids. The transcript is spliced from 3 exons.
UCAGAUAGAUGGUGUAAUCCAUCCAAAUACGCCCAAUACGCCGGCCGGGAUCCCGGGAUACACGCCGAAUAAGCCGAAAAGCAUAGUAUCAUUACCUACGCCGUCGACGUCACAUAUCGGAGUACUCUCGUCUUUUGAAUCUGAUGACUACCUUGGUUGAAAAACACUCAGUUCUCGGGGAAAUGCGAGAGACCGAGAUGCGGGGCUCUUCCGCGCCCAGGACACGAAUUAGCGACACGAGUUGAGUCACACGGCGCGUGGGUAUGACUAUAUAUCUAAGAGACGCUUGCCAGCCUGCGAGAGGCUAGACAGUGACAUCCAACAUCAGCUCUCGAAACCCAUCCAGUCACGUUGCAAGCAAGCGUCGGAAACCAUCCCUCGACAUCGCGAUAGCCUGGACUCGACCAUGACCACCCCCUCCGCGGCCGAGAUGCGGAACCGCAGCUGGACAAGGGACUCGUAUCUCGUCUCGACCGACGCCUUCCUCAUCUCCAUCCCGGACCUCAACGCCGCGUUCGCGUCGGACGCCUUCUACUGGGCCAGUCCCCUCCCGGAACCCGUCAUGCGGGAAAUGCUCCAGAACUCGCUGUGCUUCGGCCUCCACGGGCCCCCCGACGCAGCAACAACAACAAUAACAUCAACAACGACGACGACGACGACGACAACAACAACAACAACUAGCGAAGGCGCUGCAACGGAACCAAACCACCACCACCACCGGCGCCGCCUCGUCGGCUUCGCGCGCCUCGUGACGGACUACGUCACCUUCGCCUACGUCACGGACGUCUGGGUCGACCCGUCGGUGCAGGGCCGGGGCCUGGGCCGCUGGCUCGUAGGCCGCGUGCAGGAGACGAUCGAGUCGAUGCCGCACCUGCGGCGGAGCCUGCUGUUCACGGACGACUGGGGGCGGUCGGUGCCGUUCUACCAGGAGCUGAUGAAGAUGAAGCUGGCGGGCGGCGAGGCCGGGGUGAGCCCGGCCGUGAUGCAGAUGAAGUGGAAGGGUCAUCCGGACUUUAGGGAUAAAUAAAGCAUCUUGAUCCGUUGUGUUCGUAGUCAGUCAGCAUGGGGACAUGGAAUAGUGCAAGCGACAUGAGAACAUUUCAGGCU